UUGAUAAAGGGUUAAAAUUAACAAGCUACAAUGGCAGUUUGUCCAGAGCCAGCAGGAAAGUGGUGGCAGGAGCACUCACAGAGUCUGAGACGAAUAUUGGAGGUUCUCCUAUCCUUCGGUUGUGGUGUAUUAAAUAUUAUUAGCUUUGGUAGCCCUUAUUGGCUAGACCUGGGGGAGAAUGGUCACAUGGGUCUGUGGCAGAACCGUAGUAAUACAAAGUGUCAAGGCCUAUCAAACCCAUCAGGUGCUGUUAUUGGUGUAAGAGCAAUGCUGUGUAUGUCAUUAGUGUCAGGAUUGAUUGGCUGGGCUGUUGGUAUGGUAGCAUUGAUAGUUCAUAGACCUCGUUUCUUAUUCACAGUUGCACUGGCCUUUGGAAUACAAGGUAGCCAUUUAUAA
This is a messenger RNA of Amphimedon queenslandica, 396 nucleotides long. RefSeq lists its product as uncharacterized. NCBI's taxonomy places the organism in Eukaryota, Metazoa, Porifera, Demospongiae, Haplosclerida, Niphatidae. The transcript is spliced from 3 exons. The record is from RefSeq and is a predicted model, not a curated record. The coding region runs from base 31 to 396 and encodes 121 amino acids.